AUGAGUGAAAGUACGGGCUCUUCACCUUUUGUAGAGCGUCCGAUGUCGCCUGAAAGCACCAAAACACACACAAUUGCACUUAAAUUCAAGAUGAAUUCAAUGCAAAACCAGUUCGAAAUCGACCGAUUGACCCUGGAAAGAGAGGUCUCAGUGCUUGAUAAGAAAUACCGGGCCACUUUGAACGAAUUGGAGAAGGCCGUCGAUGAUACCAAGUAUUUAUAUUCUGCCAAUGCAGAAAUGGAACAGCGGCUUCGAGCAGUGGAACAGGAGCUGGAGGUGGUGAAAAAUCAAAGCUCCAUAGACAAGCAGCGUCUCCAACAAGAAUUGGAUCACCGCGAUUACGAAUUGCAGGAAACAAAGUCAUCGGCAAGGUCGAAAAUCUCGUCUUUAGAAAACGAGGUUUCUAACGUUCGCAUAGAGGCAGACGGGUCCAAGAGUUUGCUGAAACGGUACGAAGAAGAAGUAGAAUCCCAAAACACGCAAAUCCGGCAAUUGCAAGUGGGAUCAGCUCAAAAAGACGACCAGAUCGCCAGCCUUAAAGCGUCCCGCGUGGUGAUGGCUCACCACAAUUACUCAACCGAAGACUUCACCGAACUGACUACUCUAAAUAAUCUUCUGAAAGAGCAAAUGUCGUUCUCGAAGAGUCUGGAACAAGCAAACCUCGAGCAAGCAACCGAGUUGAAAAAACUACGAUUUGCACAAGAGUCUUAUAAGUUUUUACAAUCUGAAAACGAAGACCUCCGAAGAAAAGUACAGAAAAUGGAGGCUCUUGAAAACAAAAACCAGGAUUUGGAGCUUGCAAACGUUGAGCUCCAGUCCCAACUCUAUUUUUGGAACGAUCUGCAAGAGGUUGGUAAAGGGUCUAAGAAAACGCCCGAUGAUGUGGUUAGAGAAUGGACCAUCUUCAAAAGUGAAAAUCUCAAACUGGUCAAUGAAAUAUCCAAAGUUCAGCUUGAUUUGACCAACGUUCGCAUACUGAACGAUGAAAUGGCACUGGAACGCAACCAGCUAUUGGACUUGAAUAAAAAUUACGAGACUAGUAUCCUGAAUUUUAAGAGGCUCAACCAUGAAAUCGAACAGCAAAAACUUCUGUCUUUUGAGGAGUGCAAGAUGUUGCGCAAGCAACUCGAGGAUAUAGCGCCUUUAGGCAAGGAAGAUGACAGAAGUGAAGGACCCCGUAGUGAUCGCCAAACACUGGAUGGACUAGUGCAAAGCUACAAGGAAAAAACUGAAGAUCUUACAAGUGAACUUAAGAAACUCAAUCAAGAUCUCAUGAAUAGCGGGGAAGGUGUACCCAAUAAAAAGCGAAAAAUCAGCGACGACGUAGCUUUCAACUACUCACAGCGGCUAAACGAGUUGCAACUUCAAAAUUUAGAACUAACUCGCAAGCUGUCAAGUUCCUCUGAAACGAUUGAACUUUUGGAUGCAGAGAUCAAGAAGCUUAAACAGCUUGGCGAAAAAAAGGUUCGCAUUCUGCAGCUUCGAGACAACCCUAUGUCCAAAGAUCAGCAGGUCAAGCAGAAGAGGCUUGCCCUACUCAUAAAGGAAAAUGAAGAUUUAGUAGCGGGAGCUAGCAUCUCAAUCGAGAAACACGUACCGAGGUCUUUAUAUGAACGACUCAAAUUUGAUGUUUCUCAGUUAGAAGAUGAAAUCUUUAAGCUGAACAAAAAGAUAACCAGGCUACGUGAGGUAUUCAAUAAAAAAUCUUUAGAAUUCAUUGAUGCGGUUAAUUCGUUGUUGGGGUUCAAGCUAGAGUUCAAAUCCGAUGGAAAGAUCAAAAUGACACCCUGUUACAUGCCUGACAAAUUUCUACUGGCAGAUUUGACGAACGAUUCGAUGAAAUCAAAUUUGCAACAGGACAUUGAAGAUUGGGAUGCUUUAUUGCAAGAGUUGGUGCUUGAAAAAGGACAGAUGCCCGCCUUUUUCGCGACGUUAACGACAAGGAUGUGGGAAUUGAAGCAAAAGUGA
This is a messenger RNA of Lachancea lanzarotensis, 1968 nucleotides long. RefSeq names its product LALA0S13e02366g1_1 (gene MAD1). The record is from RefSeq and is a predicted model, not a curated record. Bases 1 to 1968 code for a protein of 655 amino acids. The transcript has a single exon. Gene Ontology annotation, cellular component: mitotic spindle; nuclear envelope; kinetochore. Gene Ontology annotation, biological process: mitotic spindle assembly checkpoint signaling; attachment of mitotic spindle microtubules to kinetochore. NCBI's taxonomy places the organism in Eukaryota, Fungi, Ascomycota, Saccharomycetes, Saccharomycetales, Saccharomycetaceae.